Molecule: messenger RNA, 2339 nt
Organism: Pelobates fuscus (common spadefoot toad)
Lineage: Eukaryota; Metazoa; Chordata; Amphibia; Anura; Pelobatidae
Gene: GPR107
Product: G protein-coupled receptor 107
Exons: 18
Coding region: 55-2145 (696 amino acids)
Biological process (GO): clathrin-dependent endocytosis
Cellular component (GO): membrane; Golgi apparatus; clathrin-coated vesicle
Molecular function (GO): clathrin heavy chain binding
Source: RefSeq, a predicted model, not a curated record
CUUGUCGCCCCUCCAGUUCCCGGAAGUGAGAGGGAUGCUGAUGCUGGAAUAAACAUGGCGCUGGGGGGUGACGGCGGUUUCGGGGCCUCGGCUUCCUUCCUUGUUUUAUGGAGUUUGCUGUUGGUGACGGAGGUGUCCUGGGCUCGGCUUCACCAUCUCACUCUGAAGGCUGACAUGCGGCAGAAGGUUCACCUCAACACUUUUGGCUUUUUUGAAAACGGCUCGAUGAGUGUGAAGGUUAACAGUCUCUCUACUGAUGGUUUAUCCAAACUGGACAACAGCACGUUUGGAUUCAGUCUGGACCGAACCAAGAACGAUGGCUUUUCUACAUACCUGGACCAGGAAUUGCGUGAAUGCAUAUUAAAAGGCAUACCAUCUAGCGUUUCCAUUACACUCCUUAAACUGGAUUUCACAAAAAAACGCAUUUUUGUAAAGAAUGCUGGUGCUGCCAGUCUGCCAAAGAUCAUAAUUGUACCUCCAGUGGAAAAAAGUACGGUGGCACCAACAAAAGGCACUCCCCCUAAGAUUAUGGCAGCUCCUCCGAAACCGGAAAGGAAACGCAGAGAUACAGAUAUUGCUAAGGAUAAACAUGAAAAACAAGAUGACGAACCAGAAACGAACAAGCAGAAAGAUGACGAACCAGAAACGAACAAGCAGAAAGAUGACAAACUGGAAACGAACAAGCAGAAAGAUGACAAACUGGAAACGAACAAGCAGAAAGAUGACAAACUGGAAACGAACAAGCAGAAAGAUGACAAACUGGAAACGAACAAGCAGAAAGAUGACAAACUGGAAACGAACAAGCAGAAAGAUGACAAACUGGAAACGAACAAGCAGAAAGAUGACAAACUGGAAACGAACAAGCAGAAAGAUGACAAACUGGAAACGAACAAGCAGAAAGAUGACAAAUCAGAAACGAACAAGCAGAAAGAUGACAAAUCAGAAACGAACAAGCAGAAAGAUGACAAAUCAGAAACUGACAAGCAGAAUGAUGACAAACAGAAAACCGUAAAAGAAAAAAAGAAUGAAAGUAAAGUUAAAAUCCAGGAUGAGUAUCACCCAAUGAGCGUGGAUAAAGAUGGUGUAGCCUCUUUUCAGUUUUACUUUAACGUGAGCACGGAUGAGCUAGAGGGGCUGUACAGCUUGUACUUCCAUAGUUGUGGAGGGGCCAGUGGCUCAGUUCGAGAUCAGCAUUCCUUCAACUUGGAUAUUGAAAUUGUUGACAGGAAUCCCCAGAGUUUCCUUUCUGCAGAUGAGAUCCCGCUGCCAAAGCUCUACAUCUCAAUGGCACUUUUUUUCUUUCUGUCGGGGAUUGUCUGGGUUCACAUACUCCGGAAACGCAGCACUGACGUUUUUAAAAUCCAUUGGUUGAUGGCCGCCCUACCGUUCACAAAAUCUUUGUCACUGGUUUUUCACGCAAUCGACUAUCACUAUAUAUCAUCCCAGGGUUACCCAAUUGAAGGCUGGGCUGUGGUUUAUUACAUAACCCAUUUGCUAAAAGGAGCACUUCUUUUUAUCACCAUUGCACUGAUUGGGACUGGCUGGGCCUUUGUUAAACACAUCUUGUCUGACAAGGAUAAGAAAAUAUUCAUGAUCGUCAUUCCCCUACAGGUACUCGCCAAUGUGGCUUACAUCAUCAUUGAGUCCACAGAAGAAGGCACGACUGAGUAUGGUCUGUGGAAGGAGGUUCUUUUCCUUGUAGACUUGCUGUGCUGCGGGGCGAUCCUGUUUCCAGUCAUAUGGUCCAUUAGACAUCUACAAGAGGCAUCUGCUACAGAUGGGAAAGCUGCGAUGAACUUGGCCAAACUGAAGCUCUUCAGACAUUACUAUGUCAUGAUUGUCUGCUUCAUUUAUUUCACUCGGAUCAUCGCAAUUCUCAUCAAGGUUGCUGUCCCUUUCAAAUGGAAGUGGAUGUACCAGCUUCUGGAUGAAGUGGCCACGUUUGUAUUCUUUGUAUUGACCGGCUACAAAUUCCGCCCAGCAUCUGACAACCCCUACUUGCAGCUUCCUCAGGAUGAAGAUGCAGAUGAUUUGGAAAUGGAGGCAGUAGUAACCACAACAGGGGCAACUUCAGGCGUGAAGAAACUCAAAAAGAUCAUCAACGGAUCUUCAGAGCCUCGAUCUGAGUGGGAUACAUCAGCAUGAACCGAUACACUCCAACCAACUCACUUUUAAUUUAUUUUCUACUUCUAUCGUCAGUCGAAACAAGUGGGUCAAAAUUGGACACGGUUAAUGCCUCACUUCCUACUAAAACUAAACUAAAGAAAGAAAUGUUCCUUUACAGAAAGCACCUGUAUGCAAGUGUUUUUGGAUGCUCCUCUCCUCUCCUUUUUUUUUUU